GUGAAAGGGCAGGAAGAGGCCAGGCCUCCUCGUCUCUCUCUCCUCGCCAUCCCCUUUAUUUAUUUUGUGCACGUCUGUUUGGGUUCUGGGGGUGUUUCCAGCUUGUGCUGCUGGAGGGCGGCCUCGGCAGCCCGUAACCCCUCCCCGAGGAGGCGAGGCCGGCCGGGAGCCCGCCCGGAUCCCAGGCUGGACCUCGGUGGGGCGGAGAAGGGGACAGGACGGGAAGCGAGCGGAGAGAGCCAGCCGAGGAGCUGCAGGCCGCCGGUGCGUGCCCAGGAGGCGGGGAGCUCGGCCCGGCCCGCGCCCCAGCUCCGCGCGCUGCAGGUGGAACCGUCCUUCCCCGCCGAGCGCGCUGGCGAGGGGCACCGGCUGCCCGCAGCUCGCCCGCCGUCCCCGGGCUGCGCGGUGGCGCCUCGCCCAUGGCUGAGGGCCGGCGGCGGGAGGACGAGGAGGAAGAGCUGCGAGAGCGCCGGGAGCUUGGGGGACCGCGCCGCGCCCGGGGCCGCGCGCUCCCGGGCCACUCGGCUGCAGAUUGCAACGAGCGACAUAAGCCAGAGCGUCGUUCUUCAAGCCAAGGACCCUUGUCAUCCAUUAGAGCGGUAAUCAAGAGAUCUUCUCGGACCUGUAUUCAGAGUGAACUUCAUCGGGAUAGGAGGCGCCCGGAGAUCACCAUUGUGGCAGCAGAGCCACUGAGGCCGGCUUCGUGGUUCCCAGGAGCUCCGCCACCAGGACUGGGAUUCCCCUCCAGCCCUGUAGCAGGCCCUUGGAGACCAAACGACUUGGUUCCUGCUGAGCUCCCGCCCUCCUAUGAGCAAGUGAUAAAAGAAAUCAACCAAGUUCAGGUGAACUCUACAAAUAACAAUAAUGCCGCUGCCACGCCGAGGAGCACCAGCACUUCCGCCACUCAGACCGACUUUCCGGAAGAAAUAGACAGCAAUCUGCCUCAAACUCUACAGACGCCUCUCAAGCCUCUUCAGGCGUCUCCAACAGCCUCAGCUGGUGAUCUCCCACCCAGUGUGGCACCUUUAAUCGUCUUUGAUAUUUCUGAAGAGCAAAAUUGUCCUGAAAACCCCAGUGCUACAAGAUGUCCAGUGCCAAGACCAAGAUCAAAAAACAACCUCAGACCAGUAGCUAGAGAUACUAACAGUGAAGAGAAAGGUAGCCGGAAAAGCCCCGCGGGCCUCAGAGAAGACUGGCCACCCCCGUGUCUGCUGGACAGCACCUGCAACUUAGAUAGUCAGGCAGUGAUGAACAUUAUGAACACAGAACAAAGCCAAAAUACUAUCGUUUCCAGGAUCAAAGCAUUUGAGGGUCAGACAAGUACAGAAAUCUCAGAACUGCCCAAGAAACCAGAGAUCAUUCCCCGCACCGUUCCCCCGAAGCCUGCUAUUUCCUCAGGGAAACCCUCGGUGGCGCCCAAGCCAGCUGCUAACAGGGCUUCUGGACAGUGGGACUCGUGGACCAGAAACAGGCUCAAGGUUACUUCCAGAGAAGGGCUCACCCCAUCCUCAUCACCACCAGAAGCCGGAAGCAUCCCAGUAACCAAACCUGAAUUGCCAAAGAAACCAACUCCUGGCCUUCCCCGCAGUGUGAACCAUGAGAUUUCAGGAGGAAGGCCCAUGGCCGAGAGCCCUGACGCGGGGAAGAAAGUCCCAACUCCAGCGCCCCGGCCUUUGCUGCCGAAGAAAUCGGCCUCCCCAGAUGCCCCAACUUACACUUCAGUUCCACCAAAACUGGUUUCGGUCCCUCCCCGCCUCUCAGUAGCAUCACAAGCCAAAGCGUUCAGGUCACCGGGAGAAGGGCCUCCAGCCAACCCUCCAGUUCCAGCUCUGCAGGGCAAGACCCUGGGGGACAUCGACCUCAUCAGCUUUGAUGAUGAUGUUUUGCCCACCUCAGGGAGCCCAGCUGAAGAACACCUCGGUUCUGAGACGGUUCUAGAUCCUUUUCAGCUCCCCACAAAAACGGAACCAACAAAGGAGAAAGCCGUUCCAGCAGCACCCACCAGGAAGCCUACAGUAAUUCGAAUCCCAGCCAAACCAGAAAAAUGUUUACACGAGGAUCCGCAAAGCCCACCUCCUCUUCCUGCCGAAAAGCCUGUUGGAAAUACUUACAGUACAGUGUCUGGAAAGUUCGGUAACUCAGACAGAACUAGAAACCCAGAACCGGAGCAAGCUAGUGAAUCAGGAGGCUUGGGACAAGGACCCCCCAGAUUACCACCAAGACCUGUACAUGGAAAAGUCAUUCCAGUUUGGAAGCCUCCUCCCAAAGGUGCCCCUGAGAGACCACCUCCCCCUAAACUUUCUGCAACCAAAUCAUCAAGUAAAAAUUUGCUUUUUAAUCGGUCUUCUUCCGACAUGGAUCUUCAGAAAAAGCAAAGUCCCUUGGCCCCUGGACUCUCAAAAGCCAAGAGUCAGGUCUUUAAAAACCAAGAUCCGGUGCUACCCCCUCGUCCCAAACCAGGACACCCUCUCUACAGGAAAUACAUGCUGUCUGUGCCUCACGGAAUUGCCAAUGAAGACAUUGUCUCCCAAAGCCCCACGGAACUCUCUUGUAAGCGCGGGGACGUCCUUGUGAUCCUGAAGCAGGCAGAAAAUAAUUACUUGGAAUGCCAACGGGGAGAAGGCACUGGCAGAGUUCACCCGUCCCAGAUGAGAAUCAUCACUCCCCUGGAGGAGCGGCCGAGAAGCAGACCUAACGUACGUGAGGAUUCAGGCCACACUCAGAAGCCUGUGGACAGUGGUGCUCCCCAUGCUGUGGUCCUUCACGAUUUCCCAGCAGAGCAGGCGGAUGAUCUGAGUCUCACAUCUGGAGAAAUUGUUUAUCUUCUCGAAAAAAUCGAUGCAGAAUGGUACAGAGGGAAAUGUAGAAACCAGAUUGGCGUCUUUCCUGCCAAUUACGUCAAAGUUAUUGUUGAUAUUCCAGAAGGAAGAGGUGGAAAAAGAGAAUCAGUUUCGUCUCACUGUGCUAAAGGCCCACAAUGUGUUGCCCGGUUUGAAUAUAUCGGAGACCAGAAGGAUGAGUUAAGUUUCUCAGAGGGAGAAGUAAUUAUUCUCAAGGAGUAUGUGAAUGAGGAAUGGGCCAGAGGAGAGAUUCGAGACCGAACUGGGAUUUUUCCCCUUAACUUUGUGGAACUUGUUGAGGAUCAUCCCACAUCUGGUGCAAAUAUUUUAAACACAAAGGUGCCACCAAAGACCAAAAACGAAAACCCUGGCUCGAAUUCUCAGGAGAGCAGCAUUUCUGGAGAGUGGUGCAAGGCUCUUCACAGCUUCACAGCAGAGACCAGCGAGGACCUGUCCUUCAAACGUGGAGACCGGAUCCUGAUCCUUGAGCAGUUAGACUCGGACUGGUACCGGGGCCGACUGCAUGACAGGGAAGGCAUCUUCCCGGCAGUGUUUGUACAGCCCUGCCCAGCUGAGGCAAAAAAUAUGGCUACCACAGUAUUGAAGGGGAGGAAGGUCAAGGCCCUGUAUGAUUUCCUCGGGGAAAACGAAGAUGAACUCUCUUUCAAGGCUGGAGAUGUAAUAACAGAGCUGGAGCCCGUGGAUGAUGACUGGAUGAGUGGAGAGCUCAUGGGAAGAUCUGGAAUAUUUCCCAAAAACUACGUUCAGUUUCUACAAGUCAGCUGAAGGUGAAGCUUGGCUGUUCCUUGGCACGAGCACUCACUUGAACAUUCACUUUGACUAUCAGAUAUUUUGCACUAUUUUUUUAACAGAAAGAGAAGUAUCUGAGAUGUAUGUGGUACACUGGGAUUUCUGAGAGAGGAAGACAUGUAGGUUUUAUAGUUUAGCUUCAUUCAUAGUGGGAAGGUGUACGUGAACCGUGAGUGAGCAAGUCAGCAGGGAAAUGUUAGUGGGGAUGGCAGGCGGAUGCACACGUCCCCUGGGGAAUCAUCUGGUGAUGGCAGCCAGCAUGGGGAGGCUGAUGAGCAGGAACUGUGCUCGUAACCCUCUCCCCAUCAGUUAACCAUGCUUCUUCAUUUUCUACUUUAGUUUAAAGAGAGGACGUUUGACAUUCUACAUGCUGUAACUAUCAGGACAUGGAUGGUAAUCUGAAUUUUGUUUUUGAUAUUCAAAUGAACUCUAACAGCUUGAGCACAUUAGUCUUAGUCCCAGGGCAAAGUCUUGCUUCAGAACAGAUCGUUUGGUAACUAGUGGAGCAUUUACAGGCAGGUGGGGAAAUAAGCUCAUGUUCCCCCAAAUGCUCCUUGUGUUUCCCAGCAUUUGUCCAGGGACUUGAAGGGGUCAAAACAACCAAAACCAUCCCUGAGAUGCCUUGCUAAUACAACUAACCCUCCCACAGACAUGCCACGCUUAUCUAUCUCUUUGUCCGUGUCUACUUUAUGUUAACAGGGUUACUAUAAAGCACACUUUCUGAAUCUGCAAUCAUUCCUUUGACAAUUACUGGUACCCAAAGGAAAACUCAUUUUCUUUGCAUUACCCCAGUAAUACAUAAAAGCUGUGUCAUGUUAUAGUAGUACAUAUGAAUCAUGGAUAGUAUCUUAGAAUACAGAGCAAAUGGCAAGAUGAAAAACAGUACCAAGGCCUCGUAGCUCAUUUCUUCUCAAUAUAAUCAGAAGGAAAAAUAAUUUAAGAGGACUGAAGGCUGAUGCGGCCCCCCACCCCCACCCCCAGCUCAUCUCUGCAGUUAUUGGAGUAAACACAAGAACCACUUUCCUGCUGAUCAGGGUAACACGUUCUGAGCUUAAAAAGUGGUUCUUGCGUGACUGAAUCAAUUACAGUUUACAAACUAAAGCCAAAUGGAUUGAAGACAAUCUUCCUGACGGAUCAGUGGGUUAACGUUUCACUGGAAAUGUGAGACACUUCCCAACAAGGUUCAUGGCUUUCUUCUGUUUUUGAGAAGAGUUCCAUGUGCUGGACCACGUCUUAGUUUGUGUGUUUUUCCCAUUCUCUGAAAAGCUAGGCAACUGCUGAUUACCCAAACACUUGGCUUCUGUAAGGAAGUAAUAUUUACUUUGUCUUUGACUAAAUUUUCUAUCCCUGGCCUUUGGUUUUGGAAUUUAGGACCUGGAGUUUCUACUACAUUUUGGGUGAAGAGUGUAUAGGGAAAAUUCUUGUCAGUUUUCACUGAAAUUAAUAUUAUGAGACUAGGAUGACUUAAAGAGUUAUCCGAACUAAAUUCUCAUUUGUAGCCAGCUGUACAAGAGAAAGAAGGGGUCAAGAGUGUGGAGUGGGCCAUGAAGUAUCUUUGACUGUGAGAUUUCAACAUCUAAUAGUAAAAAUUCUGAAAAACCUAUCUUUAUUGAAGAAAAAAAUUCCUCUUAAAUAUUGGCCUUCUGUAAGCAGAAUGAUAAGUGCAAUAGUUGUGUAUCUCCUUGACACUACAAUAAACUGAACUGAACUUUGCAAUUCCUUA
Messenger RNA from Peromyscus californicus insignis, 5373 nucleotides. It is a transcript of the gene Sh3d19, whose product is annotated as SH3 domain containing 19. The record is from RefSeq and is a predicted model, not a curated record. Lineage: Eukaryota; Metazoa; Chordata; Mammalia; Rodentia; Cricetidae. Bases 420 to 3626 code for a protein of 1068 amino acids. The transcript has 21 exons. Gene Ontology annotation, molecular function: protein binding.